CUCAUCCUCAUCGACCUCAACCCCCCCGGAAUCAAUCGUCGCCAUCGACAGCCCGCAUCCCGCCCCGACCUUCGCUCCAGCGGGCAUCCAAAAUCGAGCUGCCAUUGCGACACUCGACGAGCCCAGCGCGGGCUCUGGCUCCAGCGACCCCCUCCGCCGCCGCCUUCGUUGCCUGGCAUGGCCGCCGCCGACGAUGAGAAGAGAGGCGCGACGAGCGGGGCAGACGAGGUGCCUCGUCGCCCUUCCGCCGUCUCUCUCAACAAGUCGGAGGAUCCUUCGGUAAGAAGAAGAACCCCGCGCGUACUCGACGCUCGUGACCGUGCCAAGGCCUGGCCAGCGAAAAGUCGCUCGCGACGUCGAUUGAACCGGUCGCGGGCAUGCGAAGCGACCCAGGGCGGCGCUGACAGCAUCAUCUCACGCGACUGCAGGAACCCUUCUCCUAUGACGAAGACGAUCGCUACGCAUACGCAAACUCGGAGCAGCGCCAACAGACCAUGACUGAGCACGACCUCAAUGUCACCGAAGACGACCUGCUCGAAGCGAAAGAGCUCGCCUCGCAAUAUACGCUUGAUGAAGUCCGCAGCAUCAUGAUCCGGGUCCACCGCAUUCACGAAAAAGACCCCAACUUCCCUGCCACCGUCAUACAGAAGAUCAAAGCAUUUCUCGAGAACGAGUCUGUCUUUUCUAAUCCCGAAAAGCACCAACACCUCAUCCAGGAGAUGAAACUGGAGGCCGCCCUCGUCACCAGCAAUAGCCCGUACGCCGAAGUGCGCGCUGUCGUCAGUAACAAGGAUGACCCCAAGACGCCGUGCUCGACGAUACGGAGCUGGACCAUCGGGCUGUUCUUUUCGCUUCUGCUCGCGUUCAUCAAUCAACUCUUCGACAUUCGCCAGCCCGCCAUUCGAGUCAUGGCGAAUGUCGCGCAGUUGUUGGCGUACCCCAUUGGCAAGGCCGCGGAGAACUGGCUACCUGAUAAGGGCUUCACACUGUUUGGUAUCCGACACUCGCUGAAUCCGGGGCCCUUCUCUAAGAAGGAGCAUAUGCUCAUCACCAUCAUGGCCAACGUUGCAUACAACACCCCUUACACCAACUACAUCAUCUGGGUGCAGUAUUUGCCGCAAUACUUUGAUCAGCCAUACGCCUCGCAUUUUGCAUACCAGCUGCUGAUUGCCCUUGCGACCAAUUUCAUCGGCUAUGGCAUGGCUGGCGUCUGUCGUCGCUUCCUCGUUUACCCGUCGUACUGCGUCUGGCCCGCUUCGCUCGUCACGAUUGCCCUCAACUCGGCUUUCCAUAACGAUGUCAACCCCCCGGUCGAAGGCCCCUUCCGCCGGAUCUGGCGCAUAUCCCGCAUCAAAUUCUUUUAUCUCAUGUUCGCCGCCAUGUUCGUCUGGUUCUGGUUCCCGAACUACAUCUGGGUCGGUCUGUCCAAGUUCAACUGGAUAAGCUGGAUCGCGCCCGGUCACCGGGACGUCAAUGUUAUCACGGGCAUCAACAAUGGUCUCGGCGUCAACCCCUUCCCGACUUGGGACUGGAACGUUUUGCUCUGGGACUCGGCCGACCCCCUCAUGGUGCCCUUCUUCAGCACCCUGAACAGGUUCAUCGGUGUUUUCGUCUCUUUCUGGGUUGUGCUGAUCUUCUGGUACAAGAACGUGUAUAACACGGGAUACCUCCCCAUCAACACGAACAGAGUCUACGACCACUUUGCGCAGCUAUACAACAUCACGAAAGCGACCGACGACCACGGGCUGUUCAACCAGGAAAAAUAUGCGCAAUAUUCCCCUCCCUUUCUGGGCGCUGGAAAUAUUGUCAUUUACAUGUUCUUCUUUGGCAUUUAUACGUCGACGCUCACGUAUGCUGCGCUCUACCACCGACACGAGAUCAUCAUGGGCUUCAAGGCUUUGUUCAACAGCCUGCGCAGGAAGAAGAAGACCAAGCAGGACGACACCAGCCUCGAUGUACACAACCGACUUAUGCAAGCGUAUCCUGAGGUUCCGGAGUGGUGGUACAUGAUCUGCCUGGCGGUGGCCAUCGGCUUGGGCAUUGGUGGCAUCGUCGGCUGGGACACGCACACCUCGCCCGGGGUCGUCUUCUAUGGUCUGGCCCUGUGCGUGGUCUUUGUGAUUCCGGUCGGCAUCAUCAAAGCAAUGACGGGCAUUGAGGUGACCCUCAACGUCCUGGCCGAGUUUGUCGGUGGCUCUUGGGUCGAUGGCAACGCGCUCGCCAUGAACUACUUCAAGUCGUUCGGUUACGUUACCUGCGCCCACGCCAUCUGGUUCUGCAACGACUUGAAGUUGGCUCAUUACGUCAAGAUCCCCCCUCGUCAGACCUUCAUUGCGCAGAUCAUCGCCACUUUCAUUAGCACCAUUGUUUGUAUCGGGGUUCUCAACUUCCAGAUGCAGAACAUCGAUGGCGUCUGCACCCCGAACGCGCAAUACAAGUUGACGUGCCCGGGCGUCAACACUUUCUUUACUGCCUCCGUGCUGUGGGGCACAGUCGGGCCAGAGAGGAUCUUCGGGCACGGCGGCCAAUACAGCGCGACACUUGUCGGCUUCCCACUGGGAGUCGUCAUCGUCGUGUUCUUUUGGGCGCUCAGCAAAAAGUUCCCCAACUGGACUUGGGUGCGGCAAAUUCAUCCCGUGGCCAUCAUGUACGGCGGCAUCGUGUGGGCGCCGUACAACAUGUCGUAUGUCUGGCCAUCGGUGCCCAUUGCCUACUUCUCGUGGAUCUACCUCAAGUCUCGCUUCCUCGGCCUGUGGUCCAAGUACAACUUUGUCCUCUCUGCGGCCUGGUCGUGCGGUAUUGCUAUUUCUGGCAUCAUCAUCUUUUUCAGCCUGCAGUAUACCGGAACCGACUUCGACUGGUGGGGAAACCAGGUCUCGCAAAUGGGCUGCGAAGGCGACUCUUGCGAGCUCAAGACGCUUGGGCCCGGGGAGUACUUUGGGCCGCGGAUGGGAGACUUUAGCUGAUAUUGAGCACUCCACACAGAGUUGGAUGGUUUCACGGCCACAAUAUGGAGUUUUGAUGCCCGGAGUUUCGGAUUUGGCAACACUUGGGUGAUUGGGUCUAGCAUGUUAGCAUUCUGUCUUUUGGUUUUGGACGAGCACUUUGGGAGUAAUGUUAUACCCCUUUACGACGGGAAGAUGUACGGCGGGGUGGUGAGCCGGUCGUCGGCGGUGCAGCCACGUCUAGUCCCAAUCUCUAUACGUAGGGACCUGGUGUAUCAUAGGCUGCCCUGAAGAUAAAGAAUACUUGGAUUUCACAAAUCAUCGCAGUUGGCCCCGCCUGCUCAUCAUUUGUACCAAUUGGCCGCUGCUGCCCUCCUACUUCCUCUCACCCCCAACCCUAACUUCAAGAUCGGUCAAGGUUGUAUCCCUCUGCCCCCCUUUUGGUAACCUCAUACUACACGCAUCGCGGGUCCAUACUGCAUCGCGCACGGGAGUAUCGGCACCGCAAUACGGCACAAGCGGGCUGUAGAAUGAGAGUGGAAGAAUAUGGACAUGCGCUUUGACCAAGGGAAUUACGUAGUGAGUUCAGGCGAUGGAAGCAUUCACUGUGCUGGCGGUGCUCUGUGCUCGGUAGGUGAGGCGCCUCCUACUGCGUCCUAGGCAAGCGGGCCACGUAAUUGGUGACAAUUAGAUACGUCGUAGGGUGGCCAACGUGAGCAGGAGGUCCUGUCU
Messenger RNA from Purpureocillium takamizusanense, 3677 nucleotides. RefSeq lists its product as uncharacterized. The transcript is spliced from 2 exons. Lineage: Eukaryota; Fungi; Ascomycota; Sordariomycetes; Hypocreales; Ophiocordycipitaceae. Gene Ontology annotation, molecular function: oligopeptide transmembrane transporter activity. The coding region runs from base 495 to 2966 and encodes 823 amino acids. Gene Ontology annotation, biological process: transmembrane transport. The record is from RefSeq and is a predicted model, not a curated record.